GCAGAAGAUCGGCCCACGACAGGCGAAAUGUGCACCGUCAGCCACACGGAGCCAAUCGCGACGCCAUCUAUCAUUGAGAGGAAAACCAGUGAGGAUCUCCCAUCCCGUUUCCCAUCAAGUCCUCCUCCAACGCCAAUUGAUCCUUCACCUUUGCAACAGGCUCAGCAAGCAGCGGCGAGCGCCACGGCCCUCGCCGAGGCUCUCAAGCUCCCUGCCGAGGCUGCCAGCAACCAUCAACAAUCCAUCUCAUUGUCGUCGUCCCAAUCGUUUGACGAGCACACCGACACUCCCAAAGAAUCAAUUAUCGCGAACGUCCCUCAAGUCGACCAGGAGGAAGCUAAAAAAGAAUACACAACCAAGGAAACCCCCGUCCCAAUUGACAACGAUUCUACAAUCGCUCAAGUCCAAUGCGAAAAAACUACCAAAGAACCUAACGACGCUGUGAAAGCAGAAAACGAAUUAGUUAUCCAAACAGAAGAAGGUCCCAUUCCAGUCACUGAGAACCAGACCUUCGAGGCCAGACCCGCGAUGGUCAUUCCCGAGGACAAGAAAGUCGAAAUUCUCCUCGACGUCGGCGGUAUCAAAGACGAAAUCUCAAGUACGACAGUCUCCGAUCAAAUGUUCGCUGCCGGCGAAAAGAUCCUCCCUGCCGAAUGCAACUCCCAAGAGUCAUUCACAAGCGCCAGUGAACCAAUUGUAAGAACCAGCGAGGAAUCCGACGACAUUCCACCGCCUCUGCCCGAGUCACCAGCUCCCGCUCUUCAGGAAACUUCCAAGUUCCUCAACUUCAUGAACGCGGAAAUUCCGCCUCUGGACCUGCCCGAACCAAUUCACGAAUCUCUCAUCGAAAUUUCUCACCAAGUCCACGAAACUCUUGCAGAAACCCACCAAAUUCCCGAAGGUGCUCUUGAAAGUUUAUCAGAAAAAGUUCCCGAAAUUUUGGCAGAAACCCAAAAAGAAGAACAAGUACCGGAAAGUUUCACCGAAACCUACAAAGUUCUCGAAAGUUUGGCAGAAACCCAAAAAGUACUCGAAGAAAUACCCGAAAGUUUGACCGAAAUUCACAAAGUUCUCGAAGUUGUUGCUGAAAGUUUGGCAGAAACGCAAAAAGUACUUGAAACACCCGAAACUUUGGCAGAAACCCAAAAAGUAGUCGAAACACCCGAAAGUUUGUCCGAAACUUUGGUAGAAACGCAAAAAGUACUCGAAACACCCGAAAGUUUGUCCGAAACUUUGGCCGAAACCCAAAAAGUACUCGAAACACCCGAAAGUUUGCCAGAAACUCCCAAAGAUCUUGAAAGUACUCUCGAAACUUUGACAGAAGACAAAGUUCUCGAAGAAACCACAGAUCACGAAAAUACUCUCGAAACUUUGCCGGAAAUCGCCAAAGUUCUCGAAGAAACUAAAGAAACUCCCAAAGAUAAGAAAGAAAUUCUCGAAGAUAAGGAUGAAAAAAUUGAGAUUGCCGAUAUAACCGACUCGCUCGAACUUCCACCCGUAAUUCAACAAGAAUUAAUCACGUGCGAUGAUGAUUCCUUCACCUAUCCACUUCCUCCGGACGAUGUGUCCACGAGGAAAGAAUCCCCGAGAAUUCCAAUGGACUCCAUUCUCACACCUCCCCAGAGUCCAAAUCCUGGUAGUGUCAAUUGCACGAUGACGACGACCACGGGAACGUGCAAUCUGGAGCCAAUGUCAGAGAAUGAUUCCAUGAUGAUGGAGAGAUUGGCCGACAAUCAAACUCAAGCGAGUCAAUUGUCAAAUGGCCACGUCGCAGCCGAUGAUCAUCAGAGCACUUCCGAGCCCGAAGCUCCAGUGGAAAACAAUGUUUCGGCAAAUGAGGUCAGCACGACAGAAAGCGCUGAUGAAGCUCCAAAGGUGCCACCACCUGCAGUGCCAGUAGAAGUGACUGUAGCACCAGCUCUUGCGCCCGUUAUCACCGAGGAUGUUGCCUCUGUCACCAAGGCAAUUGAAGAGAUUGAUAUCACCGAGAAAGCGGUUGCUGCUGCGGUUAAGGAAGCCAUUGAAAACUCAAAUGCUAAUGAAAUCGUCGUCGACUCGAACCACCAAAGUCAUUUGAAUGAAUAAAAAGCGUCCCUAACCGAAUUGUAUUUUGGGAAGAAGAAAGUUCUUUUCUCUCUCUCCUUAAAACCAAAAAAGUAUAUUAUAUAGAUAUGUAUAUUUGGACCAUUCCUGCAACUAAACCGAAAAAAUAACAUUCUUUCGUUACAAAGCAGUAAAAAAAUAGAAGAAGAGGCAACGACGACGACGAUACAUAAAAAAAACUGCGACACCACGCGAGAGCAUACAGACUAUUUAGUAGGCCUAUUAAUUGUUAUAUGGCAUUUGACAGCGAAUGAUUACUGAUGAAUUAAAGCUGCGAUAGCAACGGUUGAGUUAUUAAAUAAAAGAAAAAAAGUAAAGAAACUAACCGGCGAUCGAUUCAAAAUAGAGAGAAUAGUCGUUCGCGCGGUCGCUCGAGUGGUGAUUCGUUAUUUCGUGAGCCAUCGCGACGAUUGAAGAGUUUUUUACUGGGCCGUGCCCAGCGGCAGGUGGUUAUUAAUGUAAUUGUCCUGCAAAUGUAGAAAUUUUACAAGUGUCAUUAAUUGUUAUUAAGCUAAGAUUUAAAAAAAACGAAGACCAUUUACGUGGCGGGCGAGCGAACAAAAGGCGAUGAUUAAUUUUCGGAGACGCGAUGAUUGGAAUGUAUCCCUCCCCCACACCCCACUCAAAACGGAAAAGAAAUUUCAUCGUCUACUCCGCGGGGAAAUACUCAAAAAAAUGGGGCGACAAAAAAACCCUCCCGUUACUACAAUUAAACUGUUAAACAAAGAAAAAUAUGAAAAAAAGAAGCUUACAAAAAAACAACAUUGUGGUCUUUUGGUGUGAAUGAAAGAGUGAAUGUUCGAGAGUAAGAGUUAUAAGAAUGAAACGAAAAUUGAAGAGCUACAGCAAAAGAAGACAGAAAAUUUGAAAUAUCUAAGUGUUGAACAAAAAAAAUGGUGAGAAUCGGUUCGAGAGAGAAAGAAAAAUGAGUGAGUGAUAAAUAUUGUCAGGAGAGAGAGAAAGCUCGCGAGCGAAUGAAAUAAAGUCAUUUAAAUGCAUCGAGUACGAUUCACAUCGCGAUUUUUUCCUUUUGAUUAUAAUGUUCGUGAUUUCUUUUGCGAUCCUUUGUCUUCUUUUUGUAAUUUGUACAAUGAAAAGAUUUUUGAACGUCGUAACGAGAAAAUUACCGCACACACACACACUACCCACACGUAAAAAAAGAAGAAAACAAAACAAGAAUUAUUGGACUAAUUCUAAGCACACAAACACAAAAAAAAUAAAUAAAACAGCCACGUACACUUACCACUGAAGACAUUUUUGAAAUAAGAAUAAGUAAGUCGAGCAGCGUAAGUGAUAUAAAUAUAUAUAAAUAUAUCUAGAUAUAGAAGAUGCAUUUGUGUAAAUUCGGCGUUUGUUCGAAAUGCUACUUCUCCAUACGAGAAUCGCUUACGACGAACUAUCGCGUAAUUUUAUGAUAAUCAAUUUAAAAUAUCGCCUAACUACGUUAAUAAAAUGAAUAGACCCGCACAACAACCUGAAACGGUAAAAAAUAAACCUUUUUCAACUUUUCAUACAACGUUUUCUACGUUUAUACGGAUCUCCAAAAAAAAGUUAACGAGUAAUGACGGAAAGAUAUAAUUUCUUUUUUUUGUUUUAAAUAUUUAAUGGUCGUAGGCGUGUAGAUUAUCAAAGUUUUUAAAAACGUGAAAACGCAUAUACAUAUAUGCCACGGAUCUGAAUAUUUCUAAGUGUUAGACGAGCGCAAAGGUCAUUAAUGCCUAUGACCGACAUUGAUUUUAUACGAUAUAUAUUAAUGAUUAAGGAGAAAUGGAAAAAAAAUAAUAAAAUUAAACAAAAGUUGUAUAGUAAACCUUAUUCGUAUGGAAUUUCAUUCAAGUAAUUGUCUGUGAAAUGAAUAUAUUUACAACGAACAAAAAAAUGAAUAAAAAAAUACAAAGAGGAAGAAAGAAGAAAAGAGACAAUUCGUCGUUUUCUCGUGGUACAGAUUUUGUAAACGACGAAUAAAGAGAAUUAAAAGAAAGAAAGAAAAAACAUAGGCGCGUGGUCUCUUUAUCGUUUCGAUUCUCGAAUCCCGACCGAUUUGUGCACCUAACGCUACCGAUCGUCAUCCUUUUUGAAACGUUUUCAUAAAUCAAUGCACUUUAUUGUAUUUUCCAUAUAUAUGAAUAUUUGAAAAAUCUUUACACAAUUUUGUGCAUUGAUUGAAAACGAUUCAAAUAGAAAGAAAAAAUAUAGUCUUCAGCAUCUUUCAUCAACAGUUGUAAUAGUAAUUAAACUAUUCUACAUUUAUCUAUAACCUAUAAUAAACUGUGAAACAAGUGUACGAA
Messenger RNA from Leptopilina heterotoma, 4391 nucleotides. RefSeq names its product A-kinase anchor protein 200 (gene Akap200). The record is from RefSeq and is a predicted model, not a curated record. NCBI's taxonomy places the organism in Eukaryota, Metazoa, Arthropoda, Insecta, Hymenoptera, Figitidae. The coding region runs from base 28 to 2085 and encodes 685 amino acids. The transcript has 4 exons.